This is a messenger RNA of Closterium sp. Naga37s-1, 2030 nucleotides long. The record is from the annotation of a GenBank genome assembly. NCBI's taxonomy places the organism in Eukaryota, Viridiplantae, Streptophyta, Zygnematophyceae, Desmidiales, Closteriaceae.
GCAUUUUCCUGGAGCUCCUAGAGCCAUACAUCCUCACAGACCACCUCAGCACGCUCCCUCCUGAGGUGAUGCAAGCGCUAGUGGAGCAUUACAGUGAGAGGGGGUGGCUGUCACGCGUGCAGCAGUGUGUGCUGCACAUGGAUAUCGCCUCGCUCGAUAUCAACCAGGUGGUGCGCCUGCUCCGUCAACACCCUUCUCUCCCAUGCACACACCCUUCCAUGCCUUUUUUUCCCUUUCUCUCCGCCUUUCCUCCCAGGUGCUACCGCCUGCUGCUCUUCCUCAAGCUCACCUUCUCCAGCCUCAACUUCCCUCCAGUCUCGUACUGUCUCUUAGUCCCUUGUACCCCAAUCUUGCAACGGGAGGAGAGAUGGACUUGUCCAGAUGUCCCUCUGGACAAGUCCAUCUCUCCUCCCAUUGCCCAUCCUCACAGGCAGUGGCACCAUCGCCCCAUCCCUCCUGCCGUCAGCCCAAGCCAAACUCUUCAACUUCCUCCUCAAACCCCACCGCCCUUGUUGCUCUCUGUCUGUAUCACCCCCCACCUCCCCCCCUCCCCUUCCCUCCCAUUACCCACCCUCACAGGCAGUGGCGCAAUCUCCCCGUCUCUCCUACCCUCAGCCCAAGCCGAACUCCUUAACUUCCUCCUGAAACCCCACCGCCCACCCCACCACCGCUCUGCCUCUCUCUCCCCCUCCUCCCACGCCCUCCUCUGCUCGCCCCUCGCUCGCCUUCUUUCCUUCGAUCCCCGCGCCACACUUUCUGUGCUGCGCGUGAUUCUCCGCUCUGUGUCCAUACUGGAUCAGCCACAAACGAGUACAGAGCAGCCCAUAACGAGCGAGGAUUCGACGCUGGUGAAUGGUAGGGGUGCGGGUGCAGCUUAUAACGAGGAUGCUACUGUAGAUCCAGCCGCUGGUGGUAGACUUGUUUAUACUUUACUAGAAAUAGUUCGCUCCUGGUGCGAGGCUGCGGAUGCAAUAAGGAGUAACGAGGACUCCAAUAAGGGAGGAAACGACACUGUAGCUGUAGGUUCGGAUGCAGGCUCGGAACAUGGCUCGGAUGUAGGUCUGGGACUAGGCUUGGGCUUAGACAGGCUCGGGGAUGCAGCAGGCAGGGUGCUCGAGCUCGUGGCAGAGGCGGCAGCAGCGGGGAAAGUGGAGCUAGACCGAACCUCCCUUAACACAAUCUUUGUGUAUCUUACAUCUGCGACUGUCACCUUUGAUCUGCACGCCCUGCCCACUGCCUCUGCCACUGAUGGUGCUGAUGCUGAUGCUGGUGCUGGUGCUGAUGCUGGUGCUGGUACUCCUGCUGUGAGUAAGGGAGCUCUGUCCGCUGCUUCUCUAGGCUCCUCUAUCCCAAAGCUCAAGGAGACUGUACAGAAGAAACGUUCCUCCUCCUCCACCUUGUCACCCGCCUCUUGCACUGCGCUCGCUCUCCCUUCCCCCUCUGUGAGACGGGCUCAGAGGGAGGAGCGGAUGGAGGCGCUGGUGAUGGCUCUGCCCGGCUCCUGUGGACAGCAGCCGGAGGGAGGAGCGGAUGGAGGGGCUGGUGAUGGCUCUGCCGGACUCCUGCGGUGUGGACUUCAAUGCUCUCCUGCCCUUGGCGCUGCAAGCAGGAUUUCAUCAGGUGAGCUGGCUGCUGGGCUGUACUGUGAUGGGCAUGGGGAUAGGAUAGGAGCCGGAGGCAGGAGAGGGGACGGAGGGGCUGGUGAUGGCUCUGUCGGACUCCUGUGGGGUGGACUUCAACGCCCUGCUGCCCUUGGUGCUAAACUCGGGUUUUCACCAGGUGAGUUGGCCGUUGCUCUGUGCUGUGAUCGGCAAGGAAACUGGAUACCGAUUGUUCCUAUUAUCUUACUCCAACUCUCCUUCUCCCUCCCCGCCACCUCCCUUCCCAACCAGGUGUGUGCGCGUCUAUUCAUGCGAACACACGGCAUGCUCGGCAUACACCAAGCGCUCUCCUCCCUCCUCACAGGAGUCUGUGAGGAGGGAGGAGAGCGCUUGGUGUAUGCCGAGCAUGCCGUGUGUUCGCAUGAAUAG